Messenger RNA from Strongylus vulgaris, 948 nucleotides. NCBI's taxonomy places the organism in Eukaryota, Metazoa, Nematoda, Chromadorea, Rhabditida, Strongylidae. The record is from the annotation of a GenBank genome assembly.
UUGACCAUUUUAAUUGUUACAGUUCCAACAUUUAGUUUCUCAAUUUUUAGAUAUACACAUGACAGAGAAUUAUCCUACUAUCAAUGGGUUCCUUUCUUCUUAUUACUUCAAGCAGCGCUUUUUCGUGCACCAAGUUUUUUAUGGAAAUCUUAUUCUAAUCACUCAGGUAUACGAAUGCAUGAAAUCGUGGAAAAAGCUAGAGAUUCCGCUAACUUAGAAGAAGAGUUGGUCAUUCACAGGACAGUAACCUGCUUGAACUACCAAUAUUCCUCGGGAUUUGUCUCAGCUGUUUAUCUUGUCACUAAAGCUCUUUACCUUAUCAAUGUGGUACUGCAGUUAUGGCUGAUGAAUAGUUUUCUCGGUACCAACAAGCACCAGUGGUAUGGACUUGGUGUUAUAAAGGACAUUAUAAAUGGCGUUGAGUGGGAGACAAGUGGCUAUUUCCCGCGCUCUGCUAUUUGUGAUUUCGAGGUUCGACAAGUAGCCAACAUUCAAAAGUACUCAGUACAAUGUGUUCUUGUCAUAAACAUAUUCAACGAGAAGAUCUUUGUGAUUUUAUGGUUCUGGUACCUAAUACUAUUUCUUUCCGCUGCUAUGACAUUUGUCACGUGGUUCUUUCUCCUAAUAUGUCCUUGCUUCUCCAGAUGGUUCGUCGAACAUCAUCUUGAGCUCGGCAGCCUUGACUUAUACGAGCCGCAGUCUCAAGCUAACGUGAAAAAAUUCGUAUACGAGUAUCUCCAUCGUGACGGAGUUUUCGUGCUACGAAUGGUUUCUUCUCAUGCGGGCGUAAUUUUCGGUACAGACCUCAUCGUAGAACUUUGGAGAACGUUCUACGGGCUUGAGAAGAAGGAAAUUACUGCUACUUUUUGGAAAAAAAAUGGAAAAGACGAUUUAACACCUAAAACAACCGCAUCCAAGUUCUUACCCUGUUUGCUUGUCUUUACUUAG